AUGGAAGACGAUGAUAACAUUGAGGCUUCAAAUGAGUUUUGCAGUAGCUCACAGCCUUACAUUAGUUGGGUUCCAUCACCACCGUCGAAAAAGAUUAAAAAGUACAUUUAUCAAUUACCACCGCUAGUACGCAAUCACGCCUUGCAUGUUUCUGAAUCGGUGACCCCUAUGGAGAUUUUGAAGCAUCAGGAUCCAAAGGAUCUUUUUAGUGAUGAUUAUGAUGUUAAUGUUAAUCUUGGUGAGAAUCAGACUCACAAUGAUAAUCAGCAUGAGAAUGAGAAUGAAGACUAUUUCGAUAAUUUAAUACUAUCUUCGGAGAGUCUAUUUUUCAAUAGUGAGCUCCAGGAAUUCGUUGAAGAUGGUUCUAAAUAUAUCACUGAAGAUGACAAUGAACUCUUUUUUGCAUGUGCAACUCAAAUCGAAACGAUAAGCAGUUUAGAAGAAGCCAUUGGCAAGUUUACUGCCAUACAGAUAAGUAUAAAGGAGAUUUUUGCACACGAUUCGGGCCUCAUUGUUUCUGUCCUUUCGAUAAAAGAAUAUUCUUUCAAGUCUUUGUGUUUGCAGAAGAAAAAAUGGGUUGUAGACCAAUUUAUUUCGGUGGGCGAAUCUUUUAAUUUGGCUCUUGUUUCCUCAACCUACCCUAUUAAGUUUGAGAGUGUUAUAAAGGAACUGCUCGUUUUUAAUAGGAAUUCACAUGAGGAAAUGAUUACCAUCAAAACAGGCCUUAUUUCGCGCGAUAUUCACAUGGUUCCCAUUUUCGCACCUCAUAUCUUAAUUACUGGAUCAAGUAUAGCGGACUCUUUUUUUUGCGAAAGAAGAACUGCAAUAUCUCUUUCAUAUCCAUUAUGCGACCCAGAAGGAGAGCUUCCAGAAUCAACCGAAAAGAUGCAAAUAGGAAAUUUGUUGCAUUUUCUUUUGGAAAAAUGCUUAAUCAAUGCUGAUUUCCAGGCUGCAACAAUUUUGAGCUUUAUAGAAGACUUUCCCAAAAAGCAUGCCAUCAAUGCUUCGCUAAUGUUUCCCCUGAAUGAUGGUUCCACUCAAAAUCAGCUUGUGUCAAUUUUGCAACAGUGGGCUUCUGCGUAUUUUCCCUCAGCAAGGGGCAUACCUACCUCUUUUGGUGAUAGCAACAGUGUCCAAAUUGCCAAGGUCAUUGCUGUUGAAUUCCCAAUCUUCUCGAUUUCUUUAGGAAUUCAAGGGAAAUUGGAUGCUCUUGUUUUGACAACGAAUGGGAAAAUAGCAGCUUUAGAGAUAAAAUCCGGGGCUCCUUCGCAACAAAACUCUAGUCAUCAGGCACAGCUUUUGCUUUACCAUUCUUUGAUCUGUUAUUUGUCUUUCUUAAUGAGAUCUGACAAGGACAUAAUUCAGUCCUCAUUACUAUCCUACAUUUCGUUCGAUUUUAGGCAAAAAAUACCCGAAAAUUCCCAUUCCCUUGAAGAAGUUGGCUCAUGUUCUCGGCAUCUAGUUUCCCUUCUUUUUAGGAGAAAUGAAAUUGCAUUUGGAAUAUUAGGAGGAGGCCAUUAUUCAAAAUUGCCUUUUCCUUUUUUACAACAUUCUUCUUCCUGGAAAUGCAAUAUAUGUCCCGUCAAACGAACAUGCAACCGAUUGAGUAACCUGCAAAACAAUGGGGCUCCACUUGCUACCAAAGAUUUUUUCAAUUCUUGGCAUCAAGUGUUAACAACGGAACAACAGCAACUCUAUCAAUCGACUUAUGAUAUUAUUUCCACUUUUCCUGACCAUUCAGACUGGCUUGGCAUCAAAGCCUUGUCUUUUCUCUCUUUUGCCCCAUCCACGCUCCUUUUAGUUUUGACUUUGUGUUCUGGAAAAAUCUGUAAAGAGACUCCACCGAUUAGAUUGGGAGACCCUUCUAUUCUGAUGCUUGACUUGGCUUAUUAUUUUCCCAAUUUAACGUUUCCAGUUUUUGGCUGUUUUGUAUUGUUCAAAUUGAGCUCAAGUGGCGGAAAAGUCAAAAUCGGUAUCAAAUUGCCAUUUGAUCCCUUUUCGGUGUUCAUCGAAUUUCUUAAAACCACCUCUAAACAGGUCGAAAGAUUUGAUUUUUCUGAACUUAAAUAUUAUAUUUGUCGCAAUGAAAAGGGCAGUGUUGGCUGGAGAUCACAACCCUCAUUUCUUUUAGAUGCUAUUGAUUGUGAUGCUGCAUAUAAACCUAUUUUUGAGAAUCCAAUUAUUAAGCCCAAGUCUUCUUGUGCGGAACCUUUUGAUUUGUCGCUGUUCAAAUGUCCUAGUUUGAAUAGUACAUCAAAUAAAAAUCAAUAUUCGGUUCUUGAAAAAUAUCUUCAUCCGAACCAAAGUUUGGCCGUUUCCUGUUGGUUAGAUUCCAUCAAAAAAAAUUUUGACCACACACAAAAACCUUUUCAAGAGAUUUCCCAAAGAAUACAUCUAGUUCUUGGAAUGCCAGGGUGCGGAAAGACUCGCUCUCUGGUCCUAUUUAUAUAUCAAUUUUUAAUGACUUUUCCGGCCCAUAGUAACCUGUUAAUUACCACGUUUACACAUGCUGCCAUUGAUGCCAUUAUAGAAAAAAUCAAUGAUUUAUUUCCCAAUAUUUCCGCCCUCAUACAUAGACAUUCUAAUUCAAAAGCGGAUCAUGGAUCUUUGAGUUCGUUAAAGCCGGAGGCUUUAGAAAAUGCAGGCUUAUUUGACAUCCCUUGCAAUCAAUUGCCAUCAGAGCCUAGCCCAGCUUGCCGCAUAGUUUUUUCAACCGUUUUGGGCUUGGCUUCAUUUGCGCAUUCAAAGGUCAAAUUUUCUGCUGUUGUUGUCGAUGAAUCAUCGCAAAUCCUUCUUCCAUUGUCCAUUUUCCCAUUGCGGUAUGCGCCUCUCGCUAUUCUUAUUGGUGAUCACUGUCAGUUGAGACCCCUAUUGAGCCUGAAUUCUGGCCAAAAUAGCAACAAUACGUUCCCAUCGUUUUUUGAGGCUGUACUUGAGCUUCCACAACAUGUACUUCAUGGAAGCGACGACGUGAAACUUUCCGUGCUAAAAUCGCAAUUUAGGAUGAACUCCCACCUUUCUUCCAUUUGCAACAGCCUAUUUUAUUCCGAUCUUAUGGAGACACAAGUAAGCCAUACGUUUUUGGAUGUUUUAAAUUGGUCAACAAACGGUACAAGCGCCUGUAUGGGCGUUCCGUGGAAGCAAUCUUUUUCUGCUUUUCAUCCAAAUACUCUAGAGCGAUCUUUAGUUGGCAUCGAUAUUGGCAAGUCAAAAAAUACGUCAGCUGAGCUCAUCAUUUUAAAGAGCCUAUUGAUGGUUUAUAGUUUUGGUUUGGACCCCGAAAAUGACCAACAUCAGGUAGCCGUUUUGUCACCAUAUCAUGCUGUUUUGGAUAACCUUAGGGAUUCGUUCUAUGCCUUCUGUGAUGAAUUUAAGUCUCAAAACUACCCUAGCUUGAAAAUAAACGCUCUAUUUUCAACAAUCGAUAGCAUGCAAGGCAAAGAGUCGGCUCUUGUAAUCUUGUUUUUGGGAAGGGAUUCCACCAAGUCUCUAAUGAGCGAUCCUCGCCGUCUUAAUGUAGCUUUAUCGAGGGCAUCAAAAAAAUUGGUCAUAGUGGGGUCUUUUGAAGAAACCCUAAGGUUAUAA
Messenger RNA from Mitosporidium daphniae, 3585 nucleotides. RefSeq names its product DNA replication helicase Dna2. The transcript has 2 exons. The coding region runs from base 1 to 3585 and encodes 1194 amino acids. Lineage: Eukaryota; Fungi; Microsporidia. The record is from RefSeq and is a predicted model, not a curated record. Gene Ontology annotation, molecular function: helicase activity.